Molecule: messenger RNA, 2009 nt
Organism: Equus caballus (horse)
Lineage: Eukaryota; Metazoa; Chordata; Mammalia; Perissodactyla; Equidae
Gene: ENPP7
Product: ectonucleotide pyrophosphatase/phosphodiesterase 7
Source: RefSeq, a predicted model, not a curated record
UGGUGUGGACACAGGCCACCAGGGCCUCUUUCUGAGACACGGGUGUGUGCACAGUCUCGUUUUCAAAGAUGCAAGGGAUAAGAUCGGCCCGGUGACCCUGGGACUUUGCUCUGCUCGUCGACAGGAGCCAGCAGGGCACUUGUCUGUCUGGAGAAGCCCUCAUGAGACGCUCAGCCAUCCUCCUCAUCGUGGCUCUCGCCACCCUCCUGGCUCCGGGGGCUGGGGCACCCGUGCGUGGGCAGGGCCCCCGGAACAGGCUACUCCUCGUGUCCUUCGACGGCUUCCGCUGGGACUAUGACCAGGACGUGCACACCCCCAACCUGGACGCCAUGGCGAGACAGGGGGUGAAAGCUCGCUACAUGACCCCGGCCUUCGUCACCCUGACCAGCCCCUGCCACUUCACCCUGGUCACUGGCAAAUACAUCGAGAACCAUGGAGUGGUCCACAACAUGUACUACAACACCAGCAGCAAAGUGAAGCUGCCCUACCACACCACGCUGGGCAUCCAGAGGUGGUGGGACAACGGCAGUGUGCCCAUCUGGAUCACGGCCCAGAGGCAGGGCUUAAAGACCGGCUCCUUCUUCUACCCCGGCGGGAACGUCACCUACCAAGGCAUGGCCGUGACGCUGAGCCGCAAGGAAGGCGUUCUGCACAACUACAAAGACGAGGAGGAGUGGAGGGCCAACAUCGACACGGUGAUGACGUGGUUCACGGAGGAGGGCCUGCACCUGGUCACACUCUACUUUGGGGAGCCGGACUCCACGGGCCACAAGUACGGCCCCGAGUCCCAGGAGAGGAAGGAGAUGGUGAUGCAGGUGGACAGGACCGUGGGCUACCUCCGGGACAGCAUCAGGGACAGCGGCCUCGAGCACAGCCUCAAUCUGAUCGUCACGUCCGACCACGGCAUGACCGCUGUCCGCAGGGCAGCCGACGACCUGGUGGAGCUCCACAAGUUCCCCAACUUCACCUUCAAGGACGUCGAGUUCGAGCUCCUAGACUACGGACCAAACGGGAUGCUGCUCCCCAAGGAAGGCGUGCUGGAGAAGGUGUACGAGGCCCUGAAGGAUGCCCACCCCAGACUCCACGUCUACAAGAAGGAGUCCUUCCCCAAGUCUCUCCGCUACGCCAAUAACCGCAGGGUCACCCCCCUGCUCAUGUACAGUGACCCCGGCUACGUCAUCCACGGGAGAGUGAACGUGCAGUUCAACAACGGGGAGCACGGCUUCGACAACGAGGUCAUGGACAUGAAGACCAUCUUCCGGGCCGUGGGCCCCGACUUCAAGAGCGGCCUGGAGGUGGAGCCCUUCGAGAGCGUCCACGUGUACGAGCUCAUGUGCCAGCUGCUGGGCAUCGUGCCCGAGGCCAACGACGGGCUCCUCAGCACCCUGCUGCCCACGCUGCGCUCAGGCUCUGCCUUCCUGCCAAGCAGCCGGCCCCCCUUGGUGAUGGGAUUGCUGGUGGCCGCGAUUCUUCUGGCCAAGGUCGCAUAAUGCCCCACCACUCAAGGCCCACCUCUUCCAGGAAGCCUCCAGAAGCUGCCCACAAGGCCCUGAGGCCGCCUCUCACUGUGACAGUCUACUGGACGCUGAUGGGCCUCCUCUAUGGACCGUGCGCCACGUGCCUGCCUCAGCGUCCCACAGCCCCGCCCAUGCUUGGUCGUUAUGGUGCCGGCAAUAGGCCCCUGCCCGGGUUUAGGUCUGCAAAAGCACAGGCCCAUUAAGGGGUCCACCACUCCCAGACCUAUCCACCCAGACUCCUUCCAUCCCCCACCGCCUCCCUCCCUCUGCAGAGCCCACCCCACUAGCGGCUCUGCCAUCUGCAGCCACACCACAUAGGGGUGGGGGGUGGGGGGGACACACGCAGGGCAGGCGAGCUCCCAGCCUUGAGUCCAGACUGGGGGGAGUGGCCCCCACAGGGGCUGGCCAGCUCCCACUCCUGGGCCACCGUCACCGGAGGCAGAAAGCACCAAUGGGAAUAAAGGACAAGCCCGGUGGUUACCGGUCACAAUA